CGUGUCGGUCGGAGCUGGGCGAGAGAGCUUUGCCACCGGGAUGUGACGACAUUCGUUGACCACUCGGUGUCAUGGCGCUCGCUGGAGUUGGUCUCCUCUUGUUCACCUCGCUUGCAAGCGGCCUUCAGGUCCGUGGCAAAGCAGACGUGUUUGUGCACGCGCCAGCUGCACAAAGCAUUUUCCUGCGUUCCAAACGAGCAAACUACUUCCUGGUGGAGGAGAUCCUGCAGGGCAACCUGGAGCGGGAAUGUCACGAGGAGCGCUGCACUUUUGAGGAGGCCAGGGAGUAUUUUGAAGACAACGACAAGACGGUCAAGUUCUGGAGCACUUACGAGAAUCGGGACCAUUGCGAGCCCAACCCCUGCCUUCAUGGUGGGAACUGCACUUACAAGCCGGGCGGAUUCCACUGCUCCUGCUCCUCCCCCAACCAUGGAAUCAUUUGCCAAUUGGAAGCCCAGGCAGACAUGGACAGCCAGGAAGAUGAAGGAGGGAUCCAAAAAGCAGAGGUGGUAGCAGGAAGGUUCCCGUGUCCCACCGAAGGCCCCGACGUUUGUCACCAGCUGUGCACGGCGACUUCUCACUCUUUCACGUGCUCCUGCGUGGCAGGAUUCAAACUGCAGAGUGAUGGACGAAGUUGCCUGCCUGAAGGGGAGUUUCCUUGUGGAAGACUUCUUGGCUCCGCUCAGACAGUAUCAAUGUGUCAGCACGGAAACUGUCCGUGGCAGGCAUUGCUGCUGGUGAGCGGAGGGACGGAGCUAUGUGCCGGUGUUUUGUUGGGUCCGCGCGCCGUCCUAACUGCCGCCAGUUGCCUCCUACGGGAAUCUCAUCCGCAAGCUUCCAAUUUUUUUGUCAUUCCUGGUAACCUGGACACAACAAUGUCCGUUAAGGCGUUCCACAUUCACAAACGUUUCAUUCUAAACCACCAUGACAACGACCUGGCCCUCCUGGAGCUGACCUCCCCAUUGCCCCUUGGCCCCACCGUCCGCCACCUUUGUCUGCCCACCAAGGAUUUCAGUGAAAACAUCCUAAUGAAUUCCGGGAAGUUUGGUGUUGCAGCAAGCAUGAACCAACACAUGGACCAGAACCUCAUCUACAUGAGUUUGGACGAGUGUCGCGGCCAGCUCAACGUCUCACUCCCACUCAGCAAUAAAAUGUUCUGCGUGACGGGACGGACUGGAAAAAUAGUGAUGCACGGUCAGAAAUCAACGCAGAAGGGUAGUGGCGAUGGAUUAAGUUCAACAGAUUGGCAAUGUGGCGGUCUGUUGUCCGCAAUGCCUCUCGCCACGGUGGAAAAAGGGACGGCGUUUCUGACUGGGCUGCUCAUCGUGCCACGUAAAGGAUGUCUGGGGAACGGGCUGGUCUUCACCAAAGUGUCCCGACACCUGGUCUGGAUAAGACAGCAUCUGGAGGCCAUUCACUCACACGACGGCACGACCCAACAGUCAAAAAGAACCUCAAACUGGGACAGCUCAUGAGUGACCGACUCACACAUUUGCACACCAAGGACGUUCUGUAUAUUACUAGAAAUUUUAACCACUGGCCGCAUUAUAGUUAUACCUUCGCUCAGAGGCAUCCUAUUAGUAUAUAUACCUGUACACAAGAAAUUGAUUGAUAACUCAUUUUGAAAUCAGAAGUCAAGGAGAACAAUUUGUUCAAACGUUGCUCAAUCUAGUUUUAAAAAUGUGUUUCUUUGGAAUAUCUCACUGCAAUUUUAGUGUCGUUCUGAACGUGUACCAUGAACCAGUUGCGCACGAUUUGCUGGACGGGGCACAUCAAAUCCUAUUUGACAUCUGUGUGUCUCUGGAGGAUGGGAACCUUUGACGGACUGACUGAGAUUGGGGACGGGAAGAGUCAAAAAUGAUGAAAUGCGAAAACAACUUUUUUUUCUCUCCAAAUCGCAGACAAAAAAUAAAAUAAACGUGUAGAAUGAAUCCAGACAAUAAAACCUGUAUGUCAAAUCA
Molecule: messenger RNA, 1961 nt
Organism: Hippocampus zosterae (dwarf seahorse)
Lineage: Eukaryota; Metazoa; Chordata; Actinopteri; Syngnathiformes; Syngnathidae
Gene: prozb
Product: protein Z, vitamin K-dependent plasma glycoprotein b
Exons: 8
Coding region: 72-1475 (467 amino acids)
Biological process (GO): blood coagulation; proteolysis
Cellular component (GO): extracellular region
Molecular function (GO): calcium ion binding; serine-type endopeptidase activity
Source: RefSeq, a predicted model, not a curated record